UUUAUAUUUUUAUAUCAAUAUAUUGGGGGGGACGUUUUGAUCAGAUUUGAAUAUUGGAGGGGAUGUGCCCCCCCAAAUAUGUAUUGUGAUUACGGCCUUGGGCUAAAGAGGAAACAAUUAAGUUUUAAUGACAAAAGAUGAUAGAGACUAUUGUUUAAAGUGUUAAACGUAAAAAACGUCAGACAUACACUGACAGAGAACUUGAAGAAGCAAUUUGACACCAGAACACUGUGUGUGGGAGAGACUGCGGGAGAGGGGGAAGGAGGUGGGGGCAGCUAACGACACCAGACGUCAUAAGCUUGACAUCAGUGUCUGUGCACCAGCACCACCAGCAGCUUCAUUGUAGCGCAUAUAAACAGUAGGAAACUCUCACACACACGCCGAUACACACCUUCACACGGGAGCACCUGCAGGAGAAGCGGGCGCUCUUUAUUUCGUUCUGUUUCUCGCUGUUCAUCUGAAAAGUCUCUCGCUGAAAACUAAUUCCAAAAUAUUUGGGGGGUAAUAGGGAACAAAAAAAGUGACACAUUUCAGGAACUGUAAUAAUUUCCGUCUUAAAACAAUAUAUAUAUAUUUGACAAUGAAACAAUUCUGUGAAUGAGGAAGGCGCGAACAUGUCAGCGCACCUGCCGACUCACAGCAGCGUGUUCCCGCCUCUGCAGCUGGAGUUCCGGUCCCUGGUCACCUCCGCCACAAUGUUCGCCGUUGGGGUUCUGGGAAACCUGAUUGCCAUAGUGGUACUCUGUAUAUCCAAGAAGGAACAGAAGGAGACCACCUUCUACACGCUGGUCUGCGGAAUGGCCAUCACGGACCUGCUGGGCACCUGCUUCACGAGCCCCGUGGUCAUCGCUACUUACGUUGCCAACAGGUGGCCAGGGGGCGCGCUCCUCUGCCAUUUCUUCUCGUUCUCUAUGCUGUUCUUUGCUUCGGCGGGCAUGUCUAUUCUCUGCGCUAUGGCCGUAGAACGCUAUCUGGCCAUAAAUCACGCCUAUCUUUACUCACGGUACGUGGACCGGACCAUGGCGCGGUUCGCGCUCAUGGGCACGUACCUUGCCAACCUCAUAUUGUGUAUCCUGCCCAGCUUCGGCUUUGGGCAGCACGUGAGGCACUUCCCCGGGACUUGGUGCUUCGUGGAUUGGAGAGCCACGGAUCCGGUUUCCGCCUCCUACGUGUUUCUGUACGGCGGGGUGAUGUUGUUGCUGAUCGCCGUGACCGUCCUCUGCAACUUUGCGGUGUGCCGAUCGCUCGUGGGGAUGAGCCAGAAGACGCGCACGGUGAGGGCGGAGGUGUCGGCGCAGGGCGGCUCGCGGCGCCGGUUCCCUAGGCUGCCCUCCGUUACCGUGUCCUCCGCGGCGGAGACCCAGAUGUUUUGGCUACUAAUCCUGAUGACCGUCGUCUUCCUCGUGUGCUCCAUCCCGUUAGUGGUGAGAAUCUUCGUGAACCAGCUCUACGGCCCGAUGGCAGACUACCGGCAGGACCUGGUGGCCAUCCGCUUGGCCUCCUUCAGCCCCAUCCUGGACCCCUGGGUCUAUAUCCUGUGUCGGAAGAACCUGCUGGUGAAGGGGUGCGAGCGACUGAAGAGGGCGGUGGGGGGCAGGGCGGGGGGGCAGGCGGACACGGUGCCAGCUGUGCGGGGGGGGCGGAGCACGGCGCCAUCGUCCGACCACAGCAACGAGACGAGCUACGCCUCGCUACACACAAGCAACAACCCUCCUGGCCAGGCUCCCUGCAGGUCGGUCACAGACUUCACCCUGCGGCAGGCCUGGGACCAGGACACGGCACGAGCCGGCUUCCACCCUUUCAGCGUGGAGCAGGACGCAGGCGGAAGCUUUGGGCCGGAGGGGGGGCCGGAGGGGGGGCCGGAGGGGGGGCCGGAGGGGGGGUCGGAGGGGGGGCCGGAGGGGGGGCCGGAGGGGGGGUCGGAGGGGGGGUCGGAGGGGGGGUCGGAGGGGGGGCCGGAGGGGGGGCCGGAGGGGGGGCCGGAGGGGGGGUCGGAGGGGGGGUCCGGCAGGUUCCCCUAG
Messenger RNA from Hypomesus transpacificus, 2021 nucleotides. RefSeq names its product prostaglandin E2 receptor EP4 subtype-like. Gene Ontology annotation, molecular function: prostaglandin E receptor activity. Gene Ontology annotation, biological process: inflammatory response; adenylate cyclase-activating G protein-coupled receptor signaling pathway; negative regulation of inflammatory response. The record is from RefSeq and is a predicted model, not a curated record. Lineage: Eukaryota; Metazoa; Chordata; Actinopteri; Osmeriformes; Osmeridae. Gene Ontology annotation, cellular component: plasma membrane.